Leptidea sinapis is the source of this 1932-nucleotide messenger RNA. RefSeq lists its product as uncharacterized. The coding region runs from base 180 to 1931 and encodes 583 amino acids. Gene Ontology annotation, biological process: apoptotic process involved in development; engulfment of apoptotic cell; phosphatidylserine exposure on apoptotic cell surface. The record is from RefSeq and is a predicted model, not a curated record. The transcript is spliced from 4 exons. NCBI's taxonomy places the organism in Eukaryota, Metazoa, Arthropoda, Insecta, Lepidoptera, Pieridae. Gene Ontology annotation, cellular component: plasma membrane.
GUUGUACUAACUACUUUUGUUCUAUCAAAAUAAAACCUUGUGUACUCAAUUCAGUGGUUUAAACAGCAAAGACUGAAAAAGAGUUGAAGACAAGUAUUUAGAUCUAUUUAACGUGUUAUUCAAUGAUGAUUCGCUAAUACGUUUAGUAAUAGCAAUGAUUUUGAAGUGCAGUGGCUAAGAUGACAGUAUGUGAAUUGGAUAAGGAAGUUUCUGGAGAGAUCUUAGGAUGGAAGGUACCGGUGUGGCAAGCCUUGUUGGUCCAUCGUGUACUACCGUCAUGCGGAGGCUUAGUCUUGUAUCUAGUUAUCAUGUGCUUUGAUUUUGCUCUUGUAUUCGAACAUUAUCGGAAUGGAAAGAAUGCAGUUGCUGCAUUCUGUUUGGUGUUGAUUGUACUCCCGGUAGCAAUUUCUCUAGUCUUUACACUAGCGUCUCCACCGGCAUCGUUACAAAUAGAUGGAUCUUCAUACAGUAUUAAUAUAAGAAAAGUGGAUUGCAUGUGGAUCUUAGCGCAGGUAGCAAAGGCUGUGUUUUUUCCAAUUGCUACAAUCGGCAGAUAUGCUUAUUUGAUAUUUUGGUGGGUUGAUGUUGUGUUUGCGUCGCUUCAAGAAGAUACAGACCGAGCUGAGGAGGCACUGACGUUAGCACGAGCUCCUUCAACAAUCGAGCUCUAUCUAUUUCUUCAGGCGUUUAUACAUUCAGCUCCUUAUGCUAUCGUCAACAUAUUAGAUAUGAUGGUUAAUGCUGCCAAUCCCAUUUAUGAUACAAUUCAGCUCCAAGCGGUUACCCUUGUGGCAUCUUCGUUGAGAAUGGCAAGUACAGCUACUAUGUAUAGAAGAUUUGAACGAGAGAAAAUUUGUGGACGGCAAUAUCCGUGGAGAAACAAUGAUGAUGAAGAAACAGACAAGAAGGAGGUAGUUGUUAAUACUAACAAUAAUGAUAAGCUUAAGGAAAAUGAACCUAUUUACGAAUCCUUUAAUAGUAAACAUGACAGUUCACUAACCCAUUCAAUUAAUCCAAGAAGACCGAUAAACAGCGAUUUUAUUCAGUUUUCACCGCGUCAUUCAGAACGGAAUUCAGAUCAUGAAGAUUAUUGUUUCGAAUCUGAUACAGGGAGUUCUGAUUACCUACCGCCAAUAAGUCGAAAGGCAAGCGAUAAUAGUACGGAUGAAUAUGAAAAGCCCUUGACUAUCAUUGAAAGAGUGGCUCCACGGAGAAGAGAUACAUCUUAUGUAGUAGAAGAAGUAUAUGUUCCUCCGCCACCCGUAACGCCAGCACCACGACCAGGGUCGUUAGCUGUUUGGGCUGAAAAAAUGGUCGAGAAUGCUGAAUCGAUUCCCGCCUGGCUCUCUGCUCCACCUAGAAGAAGACACGUAGAAGUAGUACAAGAUGAACCAGAUCUUCCACGACGUGUGCCGAGAUCCUCCGUGCGAGGCUUGGAACCUCAGGACGCAACAGCUGCCUUAUUUCAUUUUUUAGGCUGGCACGGAUUUUUUAUAGCACGAUUGCUCUCUUUGGCUGCACUUAUAAAUUUUACGCCAUUUUUUUCUAUUAUUAUUUUAUUUAUUCAUUAUCAAAUAACUUUGCUUUUCUUAAUCGUUCCUCAAGCAUCUACAGCGAAAAGAGCAUUUUAUAUAUUUCUCGCGUUUAUUUAUUUGUUCUGUUUGAUGGAGUUUAAAAUACGCUUUCGGCAUGUUCGCGUGUGGCACGUCUCGUGGUUUUUCGUAACAUCAGUUGAAAUAAUUGCAUUUAUAUCGAUGUGGGGUACUAUCCAAAACCCUUUAAAUUUUUGGUGGAAAAAUUUUGUUAUCAUUGUAACGUUAUCUAGUCUGGUACUUAGUUAUAUGUUAUUUUUUACAUAUUUUUUGCUGCUGCAGCCUAGAGAAACUAUUGUUCAUCAACCUAGUGCUAAAAAUAAAUACGUAAGUAGCUAAA